Molecule: messenger RNA, 1628 nt
Organism: Aphanomyces invadans
Lineage: Eukaryota; Oomycota; Saprolegniomycetes; Saprolegniales; Verrucalvaceae
Exons: 9
Coding region: 10-1086 (358 amino acids)
Molecular function (GO): protein binding
Source: RefSeq, a predicted model, not a curated record
ACAAGCAGCAUGACCUCAACCAUGUUGGAAGCAUUCUUCCAUGGAUAUACCCAGCGUGCAACCGAAGAUGUGUUGACGGUGGUGGCCGUCAAAUCUGUCUUAGAUGACAUGAUUGCCGACAUUGAGACGUGGAUACACGAGACGGAGCGCAAUGCGUUGACAACGGAACUGGAGAAAGCCAACGCUGCCCUCGCACAGUAUGCCAUAGCCGAACGCAUCCACUGGGACGAGAAGCAAAAUGUACUUCAAACAGUCCACCUGUUGCAACUACAAGGGCGAACUCUCGUACGGAAGCUCAAGACAGAAGCCGAACUUGUUGCCCAAGACGUGCUCAACAAAGCAAGGCUCGAAAAGGAACUUGCAGAAUCUAAGGAAAAGAUCGCGUCGUAUGCUACGUUGUCGAGGGAACUGUCCCGUUCCCAGCGCGAAGUCCGCGAGCUGCACCGGCGACUGGGCAUUCAGAACGUUCUCAAUCCCUCAGCGAUCCAAGAGAAGGCUGGACCUCCACCAAACCACGACCCGACAUCGACGCCAACGGGGCUGGCAUCCCUGUCGGACGCGACGCUGCUCAACAUUUUCUCAAACGUAGAUGCCAUGGAUGUACUCGCCAUGAGCUUGACUUCCAAAGCGUGGAAGUCACGAAUACAUGUCAUGUUUGGGUUGAAAAAAGAAAAGCUGCAGCGCCGCACGGCACUACCCCCCACGAUUCCAAAACCGCUGAAUGUUAAGCCAUCGCUUCGCCCCGUGCCAGCUUUGGACAAGUCGCAGCUGGCACGGGCAGACGACAUGAUCAAGUCCUUCAAUGCAAAGGAAAUGAAAUUUUUCCACGACUUGAUGAUUCGCAUGAAGACGUUGGAGGUAGCUGCGGCGGCCGCCAAUUUAUCCGACGACCCAGCUUGGAUGGGAAUUGUAGAAGCACUUGACGGCACUUCAAGCCGAAAAGGAAGACCUGGCAGCACGGUUGCAAGGGGCGGAAAACGUUCGCGAUUUCUUGAUGGAGAAGCUCACCGACGUCGAGGAUGCGUUGGCGCUCGCCAUCGAAGACAAGGUCCCACAGCCAGUGUUCCGCCGCACGGGACGACCUGACCUUGCGUGUGUGCCCAGGCGCUGGCGGACGCGCAAUCCAACUUGGAUCGCGAAGUCAUGGCUUACCUCGAUGCCAAGUCGCAAGACGCCGACGAAGUUCUUCAGCUCUACGUAACGCAAAACCAAGAAGCCAAGUACGAACUGGAACACCUGCGCCAACAACACGACGCUAAAUCUCAAGUGCUAGAGGACAUGAUGCGGUGCCUAACCGCGGAGAAGGAAGCUGUCGAGCGGCAAGCCAAGGGUCAGAAAAAAGUCCUCGUCAAGGAGAUUCGAACGUUGCGCGCGGAAAAUUCCAAGUUGCAUUUGGAGUGCAGUGGGUAUCGCGCUCAGUUGAAGCAACUCAAAGAGUCGCUGGCCCACCUGGACGCCCUCGACAUGGACAGUUAACUUAAAGUAGGGCCUUCCAUCGACAAUGCUUUGUCACCGAGCUCCUGUCGCUCACUCCGACAUGGUUUAAAAGAAUAGUAGAAUUGGUUCGUUCAAAGCAGACUCUGGCGACAGAGCCGCGACUACGACGUUGAGAUGCACUCCGUGUUUGC